AUGCUAUGCUUUAGUGUACCUGCUACUGCUUAUUUGGAAUGUUUGCGACAUAAGUUUGCCUGUUACUGUAUUGGCCACAUUGCAAACUGUUGCUCGCUAAAUGGGCCGUAUUGCAUGCUGUCACCCAUGAUAUUGGUCAUAUUGGAAGCUGAUACUCACGAUAGGAACCAUGUUAUUAGCCAUAUUAUAUGUCAAGAGAAUUCCGAAAGCAAAGGAACCGGUGUGACUGCCCUCCCAUAUAUUCCUGUUUAUAGAGAAAGAAAAGCUGAUUACGCCAAUGCUGUGGGAAUUUGGAGCAAUAGGAUCAGACAUCCAAAGUUAAAGGUUCCGCACAUCUCCUGCAGAGCAGUAUGCUGCGGUUGCAAAACUUUAUGGAAUAGAUGCAGACCCAAAGCGACUGAGCCAAGCAUUUGGAUCAAGCUUCAAGAAACAAGAAAACCUAUCUCCAAACUUUGGUGCCAGUUGUGUAGGUUGGCAAAAUUGGUGGUUGUCAGUGGUUAAAGACACUUUCCAUGGAGCUGACUAUCAUGUUGAUGAUAAAACUUUGACAUCAGUUGGAUACCAUCUUCUUAAACUCUUCUCAACAUCAAGUCCAUAUGAGCUGUUUGAUGGAACUAUUCCCUUUUUAGAAAAAAUCAGCAACAGAACUUCAAAGCUUGGAGUAAUAUCUAAUUCUGAUGACCGACUUGAUGGAAUCUUAAGACAAUUGGGAGUACGGCAUUACUUUGACUUUGUCCUUUGUUCCUAUAAUGUGAAGGUUGCUAAACCUGACCCAGAGAUAUUCUAUCAUGCUCUAGCAGUAGCAGGUGGCAAGAUUGAACCAUCAGAGGCCCUCCAUAUUGGUGAUGACCUGCAGCGUGAUUACUUGGGGGCAAGA
Penaeus chinensis is the source of this 877-nucleotide messenger RNA. RefSeq lists its product as uncharacterized. The transcript is spliced from 5 exons. The record is from RefSeq and is a predicted model, not a curated record. Bases 1 to 501 code for a protein of 166 amino acids. NCBI's taxonomy places the organism in Eukaryota, Metazoa, Arthropoda, Malacostraca, Decapoda, Penaeidae.